Malaclemys terrapin pileata is the source of this 3680-nucleotide messenger RNA. Its product is annotated as tumor necrosis factor ligand superfamily member 10-like. The transcript is spliced from 5 exons. The record is from RefSeq and is a predicted model, not a curated record. The coding region runs from base 146 to 1111 and encodes 321 amino acids. Gene Ontology annotation, molecular function: tumor necrosis factor receptor binding. Gene Ontology annotation, biological process: immune response. Gene Ontology annotation, cellular component: membrane. NCBI's taxonomy places the organism in Eukaryota, Metazoa, Chordata, Testudines, Emydidae.
UCGAGGCAAGAAUUUUUCUCUAAACUUGCUUCCUUGUGUGGGUGUGUGAGGAAGGGAAGGUGGGAGGAGGAUCCGAGAGACCCAGAACGGGCUUAGAGGGGAAGUAAAACCAGGGCUCUCGCUUCUGGGAUAUUUAUAUAAUGCAAUGGACAGCCAGCAGCAGAAUAACCAGCAGUAUUUCCGAUCGGAUAGCAGCGACUCCUCAGCAUGCAUGAUGGGGUCCGGAACAGGGCACAAGGACGAGCCAGGCUCCGGGAAGAGGAGAAAGAAGCAUUGUAGCCCGGUGUGGAUCGCCAUGGCUGUGAUGUCCAUCCUGGCUCUGCAGAUCGCCUCUACCACGGGGCUCUUCGUAUAUUUCACCAUGUCGAUAUCCAAGUUAAAAGCCCAGACACAGGGGAGCUCAGAGGAGCUGAAGUGUUUGCAGCUGAUCAAUAGAUUGCAGGAAGUCUCAGACUUGGAGGAACUGAUUGGCAACCAGUCCUGUCUCAAGCUGGCCAGCAGCAUCAAAUCCUACGUGACCAUGGUGACAGAGAACAUUAUCCACAGUAACGCACUGAAGGAAGCCAGGAGGAGCUAUUUCAACAGCUCCAGUGGGCAGCUGGCUACAAGAGCACCUGGCAAGCCUUCUGCCCACCUCACCCUCCGGCAGCAGAGCCCUUCCCAGGACGGAAGCUCAGCACACUUUGGGGAGCUCUCCCAGUCCUGCCGACAUCCCAUCACCAGGUGGGAGGACAAGACCAUGCACUCACAUCUCCAGAACAUCACCUACCGGGAUGGCAAGCUGCGGGUGAGCCAGGCGGGCAAGUACUACAUCUACUCACAGAUCUACUUCCGCUACCCCAGCGAGGGCGUCGCAGCCCGCGUCUCGGGGCACCAGCUGGUACAGUGCAUCAACCGCGAGACCUCCUAUGGGCAGCCCAUCCUGCUACUCAAGGGCGUCGGCACCAAGUGCUGGGCACCCGAGGCAGACUAUGGCCUGCACGCCCUCUACCAGGGUGGCCUCUUCGAGCUCAAGGCCGGUGACGAGCUUUUUGUCUCCGUCUCAUCCCUGGCCAUUGAUUACGACGAUACAGCGGCCAGUUACUUCGGGGCCUUCCGGCUCGAACUGUGAGGAGUUGGGGUCUGUGUUUAAAUCCUCCUCCCAUUGGACAAUCCCAUUGCAGAUUCUUUUGAUGUCGCUGCCCGUCAUGGGCCAGCUAUGACAAACCUGGUCAAGGCUUUGAUCUGGUCACUGUUCCUGCCUUGCAAAUCCAGCUGUCCCAGCUGGUUAUGAAUGCUGUGACAGCUGCCAGGCCCAUGGAUGGUGGCCAGGACAACUGCUCUCCUUGACUUAUGGGGCAAUGCCCUGAUUCCGUUCCCAUUGAGUUUUGCCUUUGGAGGGCUGCCCCCAUAGCUGCAGAACAGUCGUGGUCCCCUGUGGGGUGGAAGAGCCAGGGGGGCACCUCCAAUGCACCCCCCCACCCCAUCAUGGAGUCAGAGCCAUAGGAGGAGGCAGCAAACUGUGUGGGGGUCUCCAGUGAGAGCAGAACAGGGCUCCUCACCCCAUCCUCAGGGUGUUGGUGCCUUCCCCAGGGGUAGGUGCAGGGAGAUGCCCUUACAUGCUGUGAAACUCACCCUUCAGAUUCCUGAGGGGGUAAAGCCCGGCCGGAACAAUAAGAGGGUCAAUUACUCUUCCCCCAGCAAACCCACCCCACACGUGGAAAGGACUCAGCUCUCAGCACAUUGCAUACAGCCUCCUACUUGGGGGAAGGAGCCAGGAACAUGGGUCUACUCUGUUAGGACAGAGCAGAUUGUAUCUGAUCCAGCCAGCACCAGCUUUGGAGCAGGCGUCACAAAACACACGACAACGAUGCCUUGAGAUGAUGUGACACACGCACAGCCACGUCAUAGCGAUGUGAGGGGAAUGUGACAUGGUGCAGCGUGAUGGCAUCAAAUCUGCACAUGAGGCUAUGCCACACCAUGUCGCCACCUUGGUGUCCCCGUAACCAGGAUGUGACAGUCCAGUGUGGGUCUGAAUGCAGGUCCUUCUCCCACUAGGUCACCUGGGUUCGGAGCAUCUGCCUCUGUGCAGUACAGCAAGCUGCAUGUUGUCUCAACACACAGCCAGAGGGAGGAAAACAGAGACCAGGGAGUGAGAUGACAGCAGAGUGUGCUCACUGUAGGCGGGGAAUGUAGGUCGGUGGAUUGGGUUCGCCCUUCUUUGCUCUUCCUGCCCUGCUGCCCAGGUAGGUCUGAGACAGCCUGCAGGUAUCUAGAGCUGGGUCUGAGCCACGCACAAACACGUUCUGCUUUCACUGAAGGUGGGAUUUUAAUCUGCUACAACUCUGCAGGUGCACACCACUAAAUCUGUGUAAGAGGGUCUUAACUCAUGUUAGCUGAAGUCAGUUUGUAAUCUACUUAAGUGAAACUGGUUUGAGACCUUCUGAAAUGGACUUGAGUGUCUGGGGGGGGGGGGGAGGGUGGCACCGAUGAAAUUAAAUUAGCUUCUAAAUCAGUUUAGUUAAAUGAGUGCAUGAGCCGUAUAGACAAACCCAAAGCAACCCUGAGAGGGCCAGCAGCUCCACAGGACCCUCUCCCAUCCAUCCACUUCAGCACACACCUCCCCUCUUCAGUGACGCAUGGUUUACACCACGCCUGUCAGAAAGGACUUGAUGCUACCAGGAUUCUGGGUUAACAUCCCCUCCUCGGUAUUUGCUGCUCUGGUGACCCAGCUCAGAGCUGGCAUGGCUGGCUGCUAAUGGACAGGAAAGAAGAAAUGCUGGUUUUAGAUGCCAUUCGAGUGGGGUUAGUUUUUAAAGGGAAAGAAAAAGUUGUUAGGGCCAAGCUGUAGGUUUAGUGGAAGGAGACGGAGCGGUUACAGAGCCUGUGCUGAACAGAUUUCAAUGAAUGUUUCUCCCUGGAAACACUUAACAGCUGGCUUUCCCUGGCUGAAAGUGACUCCGUGAAAACAGCAUCUUCUGACUUGCAGAUCUGCCUGCCAUGUGGAUCAGUCAGAGCUUCAGAAACAAAAUAUGCUUUAUUCCUAUCAGCCCUGCUGAGACAGCGCAUCUGAGAGCGUGCAAGCUGGAUUCCAUCCUGUCUCAUGCAUCACUAAGACCAGUAUUGUUAACUAAGGCCUUGUCUGCACUGGGAUUUCAGCCAGCAGUAGAGCUGCAAUUAUGCAAAACCUCUGGUGUAGACGCAAUUUACACCAGUGCGGUUUAUCCUGGGGUUUGUUGUCCCAGUACAAACUGCUUUGGCUGCACAUCAUGCCUUACACUAGGGGUCUGCACUGGUACAGGUGCUCUGGUGGCUAAAAUCCCACCAUAGCCAAGACCUAGGUCUCAAUUACAUAGCCCACUUCUGCCCCCAAUUACACCUUGAAGGCCGUGGGAUUGCACAGGUGUAGCUGAACGUAGAUUUUGAAUCUCUAGCACUGAACCAAGGCUCACUGGCUCGUCCCACGCUAGGUGUAAGAUACUUGUAGAUUCUGGGCAGGCAGGAUGGAGACCCAGCUUCCAUCUGUGUAAUUACUUGUAUAUUUUGUGUAUCAUAAUAGCACCACUAAGACUGUUGAUAGGUACAGACAUGCUGGAAUGAAGGAUCGUCUCCAGUGAAGGGCGUGAGUAUACGCUGCCCAGCAGGGUGGAUUUUGGAUGUGAGAUUUCUGUGCUUGUUCAAUAAAACUUGUAUUCAAUCAC